AUGAAUCAUCAAAGUAAUAUUCCUUCUAACGAACAAUCGAGUGCUCCCGCUAUUCCUGGCGAAACUUAUUCUGGACACUAUCGUAUUCACCAAAACUUAAACAUCCCGACUAAUACUAUUAAUAUCAACAAUAUACCUGAACAGGAUCCAAAUGGUGAUAGAAAUGACAAAAGACUGUUUUUUAUGGCCGUUGUUGAAAUUUUAACCGUGGCAACGAUCACGGCAGCAACAACCACGGAA
Entrophospora candida is the source of this 240-nucleotide messenger RNA. The record is from the annotation of a GenBank genome assembly. Lineage: Eukaryota; Fungi; Glomeromycota; Glomeromycetes; Entrophosporales; Entrophosporaceae.